AUGGGGGUUUUGUAUUUGUGGUUUGGAGAUGCUCUUUUGUCUUUGGAAGAAAGCAAAGACGACGUCCUCGCCCAGCUUCCGCAAGCGAAGACCGCUGCUGCCAGCAGCAGCAGCAGCAGCAGCAGCACAGCAGCAGCAGAAAAGAAAGAUGAGGGGGAAGUGUCUGACGAUGAAUUGGCUUUCCAGAUGCUGGAACUGGCCAAGAAGUGUCUUGCCACUCUGCUCAACUACAUACCUGCAGCAGCAGCAGCAGCAGCAGAAGCAGCAGCAGCAGAACCAGCAGCAGCAGCAAAACCGGAUGCAGAGACACCGGCGACGCCGAAAGCCGAAACGCCCAAAGCAGAUGCCGUAGCAGCAGCAACGGAUCCGGAAGCAGCAGCAGCAGCAACAACAGGUCCGGCAGCAGCAGCAGCAGCAACAGAUGCGGCAGCAGCAGCAGCAGCAACUCUGUCGCGUGAGGAGAUCGUUACUGCAGCAACAGACCUUUCUUUUGCCUGCAUGCGCCUGGGGGAUUUGCAGCUAAUGAAUAAUAGGUUUCAAGACGCAACAGAAGACUACGGGGAAGCAGACUACGGGGAAGCAGUGCGGGUGCGGGGGGCCUUCGCGUUGGGCAGCAGCAACUUGUUGGCCCCGAGUGUCUCCUUGGCCCAGUCCCUUUUCUUUUCCGGAGACAUUUCCAAGGCCCUCGAAACAUUCAAAGCUGUGCUGCUGCUGCAAGCGCUGCUGCUGUCGCUGCAGCUGCGGAUGUCACUUUAG
Molecule: messenger RNA, 756 nt
Organism: Eimeria tenella
Lineage: Eukaryota; Apicomplexa; Conoidasida; Eucoccidiorida; Eimeriidae
Product: TPR domain-containing protein, putative
Exons: 5
Coding region: 1-756 (251 amino acids)
Source: RefSeq, a predicted model, not a curated record